AUGUCAGUCGAUAACAAAUACCUGGAUUACAACAUUGAUGACGACUCAAAGUACUCGUCGAACCUUGAUAACGUCAAUCGAACUUUGGUUCCUGAACAAUCCAAUACCUCAUCAUCCUCACUUUGUUCGAAUUUCCCAUCUCAGAAUGGAAUUAAUAUCAAAACCACCAGAAAAGAUGCCCCGAUAGCUGACUCACAUCCCGAAAUGUUCCCACUACCAGCGUAUAACCAGACCCCCAUCCCAACGCCUAAUCAAACACCAUCGGUCAAUUCUAGCCUUCUCAACAGUCAAAACAGCUCAUUGGUGAACAAUAAUAACGCAUCAAGCUUGAGGGCGAAUGCUAAUUCCCUUACAAAUAUAGCAUCCUUAAGGGGAGCCACCGUCGGUGUCAAUGUUGAUAGAAGUAAUUUACCUUCUCCAAGUAAUCGUCCAGCUUCUUUUCUUGAAACUAUGACCUCUAGUUCUCCAGUAAUUGUGGAUAAAACCAUUCCGGAAAUUGUCAUCGAUGAGAAAACUGCAAUUCCAAAAUCAAGUGAUGAUGACAGAGAUUCUAUACAAGAAGGCGAUUUUUAUACCCCAAAAUCCUCGAUCAAUUCACAAACCAUCAAGAAUCUCCAAAGAGACUUGGCGAAUGCCACAGACGACGACAGCAACGCAGCAAAACAAAAUAAGAGCCAAUUGGCGCAAGUUAUUUCUCAAGAACCAAAUGAGACUGAGUUAGGAAAAGCUCCAGUAACAGGGGAAACUUUAGAGGAACAAAAUGGUUCUAUUGCCGCUGCUUCUACCUCCUCCCCAAAGACAAACUCGGUGAUCGAUAUUAAACAAGUUGGAACUUCCAAUAACCUCAAAAAUGGCUCUGCCAUUGAUAAUGUCACAGCCGUGGACAAGAUCAAAAAUGAAGAACCUUUGAAAGACAAUAAAGAAGAAGAAAAAGAAGAAGAAGAAGAAGAAGAAGAAGAAAAGAAGAAUAAACAUGAAAAUGAUGAAGCUAUCACCCAAACAAAUGAAAAGAAUGAUAAAAUAAAGAGUCUCUCCAUUGAUAUUAAAGCACCUGAAAUUGCUCGCGUCGAUGGCCAAGGCACAUCUAUAGACCGUCCAGAAUCCCCUGUGGCCCAUACCGGAUACACUGACAAGAACAAAAGGUUGUCAAGUACUUCAUCUACAAACUCAUCCAAAAGAUUAAGUGCCAUGAACUUUGCGAAAAAUUUCAUCAAUUUAUCGGUGUAUCAUGAUAGCGAUAGUGAAAAAGGCAUGCAGGACAUGGAUGAAAGCUACCGCGAGGCCCGAAAAGCAGGACAAUUACCAGAAGUCGAACUGCUAAGCGAAAAUGAAAAAGCACAGACCGAAACGACGACGACGACUACUACUAAACCGAAAAAGACGAAACCGAAAACCGACUCGAAUGGCAAAGUAAAGGAAAAGUCCAAGUUUUUUUUGAAAAGAUCAUUGAGUGAUAAGAAACCCAAGAAUGAAAAUAAGCCGGUUGAUGCGGCACCUCCUCAAAGAAGCAAAUCUAUGAAAAAAUUUGGUCCAGGAGUCAACCCAAAGGACUACCACAAUAGCAAAUUACCUACCAAUUUUUCGGUGUUCUUGGGUAAAUUUAUUAUCCCACAUUGUGAGAUUGUGGAAACUUUCCAGAUCCUUGAAAAUGACGGAGUCGAAUACCCACCCACCAACAAACCGAUGCAGGUCUCGAAAAGCUCUAGUGAAUUAUACUUGUCUACCAAUGAUUCAGCGGAUCAAAUAAUCACCAAUGGAAUUAUGAAACUGCCUAAAUCGAGUAAUUCACUAAAGAGAUCCACUUCUUUCUUGAAGAAAAAUGGAUUGAAGUUUUUGAAAGGUGAUAGUAACAGCUCUUCUUCAGCCACUGCCACAAAUAAUUCUACGUCUAAUAAUAAUAAUAAUAAUAAUAAUAAUAACAACAAUACCGCCAGCAGUUUGGUGAGAAAACUCAGUUAUAGAAAAUCCAAGAGUUCAACAAGCAUUGGCUCCAAUGUUGGAGCAUCGCAUAAUAAUUUGUUGUCGUCUACAGGUUUUGAUCCUAAUAAGAAAAUCAAUAUUAAUGACAAGAAGUAUUCCAAGGAUAUCUUCAGAUUGGAAACUGAUGAUUUCAUUAAAAUUCUGAAAUAUUGGAAUUAUGAUUACACCUUGCCUGAAGUGUCGGAUCUCUUCCCGUAUUUGCAUAACUUGGAGUUGAAUAAUAAUCAAUUCACUUUCUUUAGAAAUGAUUUAGCGAACACCAUUGCCCUUAAUGAUUCCGAUAUGCAUAAACAGGAUUUGAAGUUUCAAGGCAGCAACAGGACCAGCCAUAAUAAUAAUAAAAAUAAUAGUGAUAAUAAUAAUAAUAACAAUAAUAACCAUACCACCAACUCUGAUAGCAUCAACGGUUUUGGUACUACUACGCCAGAUACUUCGAACUCAGAUCUUAGCAAACUUGUCCCAUUACCUAACUCUGAUAAGUAUCUUCUUAUUAUUAACACCAAAGACUUCUAUGAAUAUGAUGACAGUAAAGAUCCUAAAGGAGCUUUGAAUGAAAAUAAUUCCGAUGGCGAUGAUGACGAUGAUAUGUUCAAUCAGAUGGUGGAAUACAUCAAGAAUAAAUACUACAUUAAGGGGUCAGUGAGUCCUUGGGAAAUUUUGGAUUACGAUGAAACCACCACCCCGAUCAGUAAAAAGAAGAGCAAAAAUAAGAUGGACGACGAAGAUAAAUCCAAGAAACGGGAUUUAAAAGUGAGAUUCAAUAUUGAAGAAGGGUCAGCAGACGAAAUUGGUGGCAGUAAUAACAACGAUACUUCUCAAGGGAAAGCCUCUGGUGCAAGGGACGACUCGAACUCUGAGGUGAAAAAGAAUGGUGUUACUGAACACGGAUUAUCACCAUCGUCUAGCGUUCAUGAAUUUGAAGACACCUACUUUGGGCAUUCUUACGUGAAGCUCAAAGAUGAAGAGCUUUCCAUAAAUAAUCGGAAAUUCACAGGGUACCCAAAGCCAUUGAACUCUCUUAAACGAAUGAACCGUAUCAAGAGUUCCGAAACUGGCGAAGGGAAGUCGACGUUGGCUCAUAAUCUAUACAACAAGAAAAUCAAUUUGAGAAACUACAAUUUCCAAAUAUUGUUAUUAUUCAAGAUUUCUCACGUCAUUGUUUAUAAUAAUAACAACGAUUUUGAAGAGUGCAUGAAAUUUGCCAAGAUUUUUGGGUUGUUGCAAAAAAAAAUAUACCUUAACGAAGAACUUAAGUUGGCGAAAUUGAACUCCAAAGACAAGUUUUUCAACGAGGCCCAUUGUUUUGUGUUGAAUUAUGACGCGAAGAAAUUGAGCGAGUUUGAUAUUGUUCAUUAUAAUGAAAAUGAAAAUGUGAUUCUUGGGUUAGAAUCCACCGAUACCAAAGAGUUAAAUUUGAAAUCUCCGAUCAUGAGCCAGAAUAACAAUCUUGAUGAGCGAUACGAAUCGAAAUAUAAUGGCAAGCGGGUGGCGUUCAAUUCCAAGUUUGAAUCGGUGGAUACUAAUCUAUUGAGAUUCAAGCAGAAGAACAAUUUCCAUACCAGGAGUGAUUUGGCGAAAUAUUUGAGCGUCAAUAACCCGUUUUUGGUGCCUUAUUCCUCGUCGGUGUUGAAGAACAAUUUGACUAAUUGGAAUAAAAACUAUUUGUUGCACGAGAAGUUUGAGAACUGGUUGAUUACCAGCGGGUCAGAGAUUUAUCAAAACAUUUACGUGGGGAAUAUCAUUGAUUACAAUAAUGUGAUUUCUAAUAAUAAACUUAAAGAAAAAAAGCAAGCAUUAAUGAAGCAACUCGGCAGUUUUGAUACCAAGCAGAACCCGGAAUUGACUUAUAAGAUCCGUGGGACGUUGUUGGCGCUCGACCAGAAAAUUGACAACAAUAAUGCCCAGAAUGCCAAUAACGAUUAUAAAGUGUUGAUCAAUUGUAAAGAAGGGGUGGAGUUCCCAAAAGUCGAAUUGAUCGAUUCGGUGUUUCAGAAAUCGGAAAAAUUGUUAUCGAAGGAAACCGAUUUGAUAUAUUUGGAAUUCCCAUCAUCAGGUUCGUACGCGUUGUCGUCGAUCACCAAUAGUCAUAUGUUGAGCAUUAUCAAUUUCUUGAAAUUAUUGCAUUACUUGAGCAUCACUAAAGGUCAUAAGAUUUUGAUUUAUUGCUACGAUGGGUUCACUCAUUUAUCGCUUUUGAGUUUGAUGCUUGAGAUCAGUUAUACGUUCAACAAUUUGAACAAUGCGAUAUUGAAGUAUUAUUUGGUGUACGAGAAGUAUUUAUAUUGGUUCAAGAUUGAUUACGAAAUCAUGAAUUUUUUGCAAGGGUUUUUGUUGUUUUAUUCUCCACGGAACCCUGAUCAAGAAGGAUUGAAAUUGGGAGGAUUGCAAAACACCCACCGAACCAUCGGAUCGAUUGAUUACAAGCAGGUGAAACAUUGGUACGAAGCGGGGUAUUUGGCGCAGUACAAUUUGAAUCCGUUUGAAUUUUUGAAGAUUUAUCAAACGAAUCCGAAAUUGAAGGCGUUGAAAAAUAAUAGCGUCAUCAAUGAUGAAUUGUACCCAAUUGAGGACGAGAAACACGGGUUGCCGCUCAAAGCAAAAGAAGAUACCUGGUUUUCUCCGGAAAACGAUAAUAAUUUACCAUCGAGGAUUUUGCCAUACUUGUAUCUUGGGGGCAUCAAUCAUCUUAGUUCGAAAACGAUUUUGGAAUUACUCGAGAUCAAUUAUAUCAUUACGAUUGGUGAGAAGCCGACGUGGCUCAAUUUGGUAGAAUUUGAUAAUAAAUUCAAUUACGAGGGGCUCGAUCCGGUGUUGAAGGCGAAAUUCAACAAGAAUGAUAUUAUUGAAAUUGACAACCCGUUACCGUUCGUCAAGAAAUUGAUUUAUUUGCCUAAUGUGCAAGACAAUGGGAUCGAUUCAUUCGAGCCGUAUUUCUUGUAUUUGUUGAGAGUGAUUAGACGGUUGAGAGAAGAAAACCAAAAGUUGGAUGAAGAAGAGCAGCAGCAGCAGCAUAAUGAUGAGCAAUUGAAGAAGACUGGGAGAAAUAAAGUGUUGGUCAAUUGUAAAGUUGGGGUAUCGAGAUCGGCGUCUUUAUGUAUUGCGGAAGUGAUGAAUUUCCUCAAGAUUUCUUUGCCAAGGGCCUAUUUAUACGUUCGAGUACGUCGAUUGAAUUUGAUUAUCCAACCGAACUUGAAGAUUUUUUACAAUUUGGCGGAAUUAGAAGAGAUUUUGACGAUCAAGGAGAACAUCAAGAUCAAGUACAUCAAUUCGAAGAUCGAGGAUUAUAACAAGAAACACAAAUUGCGGGAAAAUAACAUUGAAGGAGGUAUUGCCGAAGAUGGAGGGUCAAGGAAGAAAAAGGCGUUGCCUUUGAGAAAGAUGAGGGUUUUAAGAGAGGUAGAUUGGCAUAUUCUUUGUAAAGAAAUCGAUAUUUUGAAUAGUCAUUACAUUAAGGCUUAA
Molecule: messenger RNA, 5439 nt
Organism: Saccharomycopsis crataegensis
Lineage: Eukaryota; Fungi; Ascomycota; Saccharomycetes; Ascoideales; Saccharomycopsidaceae
Exons: 1
Coding region: 1-5439 (1812 amino acids)
Biological process (GO): nuclear DNA replication; protein dephosphorylation
Molecular function (GO): protein tyrosine/serine/threonine phosphatase activity
Source: RefSeq, a predicted model, not a curated record